Molecule: messenger RNA, 1433 nt
Organism: Notechis scutatus (mainland tiger snake)
Lineage: Eukaryota; Metazoa; Chordata; Lepidosauria; Squamata; Elapidae
Source: RefSeq, a predicted model, not a curated record
AUGGAAAGGACGGUGGAGUCUCAUUCCUCUUCAGAUCUGAUCUAUUGUGGGCGGAAACUGCGGGAUGAGCAAACGCUCGAAUUCUACGGGAUUCAGUCUGGAUCCACUAUCCACGUCUUCCGGAAAGCCUGGCCCGAACCGGAGCAAAAACCAGAACCAGUGGAUAAAAUGGCUGCCGUGCGGGAGUUUCGUGUCUUGCACACAGCUUUACACAGCAGCCCCGUCUUCAGAGAUUCAGUCUUCAAGAUGUUAGGGAACAAGGAAUCCCUAGAUCAGAUCAUUGUCGCCACCCCCGGCCUCAGCAGUGAUCCCAUCGCUUUGGGAGUCCUGCAGGAUAAGGACCUCUUCUCUGUUUUUGCUGACCCAGCCAUGCUGGACACGCUCAUCCCAAGCCAUCCUGCGUUGGUGAAUGCCAUUGUCCUGGUCCUCCAUUCUGUGGCAGGCAGCGCCCCGGUUCCCACUGCAGAGACCUCCUCGCGUAGCAGCAUGCCUUCCAGCUCCUACCGUGACAUGCCAGGAGGAUUUCUUUUUGAAGGUCUCUCUGAUGAUGAAGAUGACUUCCAUCAGAGCCUGAGGACCACACCGUCCAGCAGCACCUCUGGAUCCCGUCCAGCGUCUCUUGGCUACACCGGCGCGGCGGGGCCUCGGCCCAUCACACAGAGCGAGUUGGCCACGGCCCUUGCCCUAGCCAGCACUCCAGAGAGCAGCUCGCACACCCCAACGCCUGGAACGCAGGGCCAUUCCUCCGGCACAUCUCCCAUGUCGUCUAGCGUGCAGUCGGGAACACCCAUCACCAAUGACCUCUUCAGCCAGGCCUUACAGCACGCCCUCCAGGCAUCAGGACAGCCUAGCCUUCAGAGCCAGUGGCAACCCCAGCUGCAGCAGCUGCGAGACAUGGGCAUCCACGACGACGAGCUGAGCCUCCGAGCCCUCCAGGCCACUGGGGGCGACAUCCAGGCUGCCCUGGAGCUCAUCUUUGCGGGGGGAGCCCCUUAACCUGUCCCCGAGGCCUCCCCCCCCAUUCUGCAGGGGGCGACCGCGUGCACCUCCGACCUCAGCCCCGCCAAGCCAGCCCUUCGACGUGCGUCGCCUCCCCGUUCCCUGGCGUGUUCUUCUUCCUCGUCGUGUUGUCCAGAGUCCAAGAACGUUAUGUCCCAUCUGCUUUUCCUGGUCUCCAGACAACUCAGUUUAGUUUAGCCAAACAGCUGCCCUUGGAAGACGGGAAAAGUUCCAGGAUUCAGAAUUUUUGGUCGGCCGCUCCAGAAACGACCCAGCUUUGCCGCAUCCCGAAAAAAGUCUUCCUCUGACCAUUUCAAGGAUGCGCUCAUUUUCCCACCCCACCCCCUCUUCCUUGUGGUUUUAUUCCUGCCCCGGCCAAGAUCCCCGUGUGGCUUUUGCUGGACUGUCUCAUUAAAACCUGGUUUCCUCCAGAU